Suricata suricatta (meerkat) is the source of this 2154-nucleotide messenger RNA. It is a transcript of the gene RBM43, whose product is annotated as RNA binding motif protein 43. Lineage: Eukaryota; Metazoa; Chordata; Mammalia; Carnivora; Herpestidae. The coding region runs from base 405 to 1304 and encodes 299 amino acids. The transcript is spliced from 4 exons. The record is from RefSeq and is a predicted model, not a curated record.
UUGCAGCAGCACGGAUGCUUCCUCACUCUUUGGCUAACACUGGGUUAUUACUGCACUUUUUAAUUGUUACCAACCUCAUAGUGGACACCAUAGAUCUCAUUAUAAUUUCAAUUUGUAUUUCUUAGGAGUGGAACUGCUCUUCUCUGUAUUUGUCAGCCAUUAGCCCUUCUUCAUGCUCUUUUUGACUUUGAAGCCAUGUAUGUAGAUUUCUCGCGUCUCCCCACGUUCCAGACUCUGAAGUCCGAAAGGCAUCAGUUUUGAAAGGCAAGGACUCCAAGGCUUCUGAAAGAACGGUCGCCAUUGCCGGUCAUCCGGUUGGCCUUUUUAAUGCUCAAUUACUGUCCACAGUAGUGGAAACUCACUUGCAAGAUACUAAGAAUAAAGGCAGAGUUAUUGGAAAUGUGAUGUAUCCAACAAGAACCAAGGGCAGGGGAGUUGCAAAUGUGACAUUCGAAGAAAUAAAAGGUGCAGAGGAAGUCAACAGAAAACAGAAACACUCUCCGGCAGAAAAGGUUGGACCUGCUCAAGUCACAGUCUCUUGUCUUAGUGACAAGGUCUUCAGCUCUGUAAAAGCUAUCCUCGAUCUUUCUGUUUUUCGGAGCCAAGUCAUGCUAGAAAGUCUGGUAAUGGACCUGAAGAGGAAAAUCCCAACUUUAUCCUUCAGUCCUUUGGAACCCAAUGGAAGAAUCUCUGUGCAAGGGUCAUUCCUGGACAUCCACAGGCUCAAAGAAUCUUUGCUGAUAAAAGCAAGUUCUCUUUUAGAAAAAAACAGGAAUUUUAUCAGGGAGGAGAAGCGGAAUAGCCAGCCCCCCAAAAGGCAUCUCCAGAAAUGUAGAAACUCCUUGGAGUUUCCUGGGGCCUCAGUACCUGAGGCCAGUAGGAGGGGAGAAACCCUUGUUCUUGACACAAAUAUAUUCCUUUACCUGAAAAGGAGCAGAUUUUAUGAGAGCACAUUGAAAAAAUGUCAUGUUUUGUGUCAGGAGAGAGUGGAUGGUGAAGUCACCACAGUCUGUAUAAAAAAUGCUCGAGAAUGUUCUCACCCAAACAAUGAAAAGCUUGUAAAAGGACUUCUUGAAGAAUAUUCACUUGCUCUUCACUUUGAGCUUAGAAAGGAGACACUUCUUUUGAAAGGAAAGGGGAACAGAGAGAAAAGAAAUAUUAAGUCGGCAUGUGAACAAGUAAGUUUGAGGUACCCUAAGGUUCUGAUUAAUUUUUACGAGACACACAUUGAUAUUAUAGGAUCUUCUUCUGACACAUACUUAUUUAAAGAAGAGAUCAUGAAAUUCAUAAGGUUAAAAAGGUAAUAAAAUCUCAGCAAGAAUAAUGAUAGUGGCCGUCACUCUCCCUUCCUGGGCAGUGGCAAUGCUGUGUAUGAUGCCAGCCUUCCACGCAUUAUGUCAUUUAAUCCUUGCAACCAUCCUUUGUUGUAGGCAUUGCUGUCCUCCUGUUCUAGGGGAAGAACUUAGGACUUGGAGAGGUUAAAACAUUUGUCCGGAGUUAUCCAGCAGGCUAAGAAUGGGGUUAAACUUGGCCUAUCUGAUUACAAAGAUAAUAUCUAAGUCUUAAAACUUUGAAAAAAACCCUCAUUUAAUUUUGAAGAAAUCUCACUUUCCCUGCGACCCCAAAUUCUUAGGAAUAGAAGUAGUCUUAAUUCUAACAGAGAGGAAGUUUGGGUGAUUAUUAUCCCAUCGGCCAUUUCUUAGCAUUUACAAAGUUCAUAUUCACUCCAAAUAGAAUGCUGGCAAAACUCACUUGAGAAGCUACUUAGAUGGAAAGUAUUUCUGAAGCAGGUAAUCAUUACUUGACUAAAUCCCAUUGGUACAGGUUGCUGGACAUAUGGGGCAUUUUUAUCGUUGCCUGUUUAGCCUAAGGGUAUAUAUAAAAUGUUGGUCCUGUUAGAAUUAUGGAGAAUUAGUAUAGUGUCUUCUUUAUUACCUCCUUUAUUUUAGAAUUUAUUGCUAGAGUGAUAACAUUUGAGUAAUAAAAUCAUGGGUGUUUCCAUAAAGAAGACAGAAGGGAACCCAGAUCUUACAAAUCAUUUGGUUGUCUAUGACUCCCCUGAAUUUAACUUUAGAAUAAACCAAGUUUUAAGUACCUGGGGCAUGUUAUCCUAAGAUAAUAAAAUGUAUGUAUUCUUGCUCGUCUCAAAGUAAA